UCAAAGAGGGUCUGCGGCCAAUCCGCGUGCGUCUCUGGGAAGCGGCGCUCCACACUGGCAGAGUAAGUCUGAUGACGUAGCCACUCUCCAAUCCGCAUUCUGGGGGCGGGACUCAAGUCGGGCUGUGCAAGGCAGGAGGAGGAGACCGCCGGGUGGAAUCACGUCACCUGGGACUGGAGCCGGAAGCUACGUCUGGCAGUGAGCGCCCCCCAGCACCUAAGGCUGCGAUGACUUCUGCACUGACCCAGGGGCUGGAGCGAAUCCCAGACCAGCUCGGCUACCUGGUGCUGAGUGAAGGCGCAGUGCUGGCGUCAUCUGGGGAUCUAGAGAAUGACGAGCAGGCAGCCAGCGCCAUCUCUGAGCUGGUCAGCACGGCCUGCGGUUUCCGGCUGCACCACAGCAUGAACGUACCCUUCAAGCGCCUGUCGGUGGUCUUUGGAGAACACACGCUGCUGGUGACCGUGUCGGGACAGAGGGUGUUUGUGGUGAAGAGGCAGAACCGAGGCCGGGAGCCCCUUGACGUGUGAGCCUGCCAGAGGGCGAGGGGCAGAGGUGGAUGGGGCCGUGAGCCUCUGUGAUGAGGAAGACGCAAACCUCCGCCCGCCUCUCUCUUGAUUGCCAUUAGAACUAAGGCUGUCUGCUCACCCACUUCCUCACCCCUACCGGGAAGGGCAGAGGCUUGGGGACUCUGUACUAUGUUAAGGAGAGUGAGGGCGAGGGGACCUCCCUCUCCUCACCUUCCCUCCUAAUAAACGUGAGUCUGAUGUU
Balaenoptera acutorostrata (minke whale) is the source of this 768-nucleotide messenger RNA. RefSeq names its product late endosomal/lysosomal adaptor, MAPK and MTOR activator 4 (gene LAMTOR4). Gene Ontology annotation, biological process: cellular response to amino acid stimulus; positive regulation of TOR signaling. The transcript is spliced from 4 exons. The record is from RefSeq and is a predicted model, not a curated record. Lineage: Eukaryota; Metazoa; Chordata; Mammalia; Artiodactyla; Balaenopteridae. Bases 228 to 527 code for a protein of 99 amino acids. Gene Ontology annotation, cellular component: lysosome; Ragulator complex. Gene Ontology annotation, molecular function: guanyl-nucleotide exchange factor activity.